Molecule: messenger RNA, 2010 nt
Organism: Aureobasidium musti
Lineage: Eukaryota; Fungi; Ascomycota; Dothideomycetes; Dothideales; Saccotheciaceae
Source: the annotation of a GenBank genome assembly
AUGGCUACCAGAGUCCAGGUCGAGACGUCGACCAUGUCUAUCACGAAACCCCGGCCCGUCGUGGCUGUCGAAGAAGUCCGAGGCCAUGAGGAACCGAGCAUCUUGGUUUUAUACGAACGAGAUCAAGAGCAAAUCGUCGCAGAGAUAGCUGGCGUACUGGGUCAACAGUGGUGUCUUGUUGGUGCUGAAGACAAUAAUGCUUCCCCCAUCGAUGGUACUGUCGUUGGCAUAUCUGAUGCGUAUGAUCUAUCCCGAGUUCAAAGGUGGCGUGGUUCCAGUACUGUCCUGGCAACUCACUGCCUAGACGCCCUCAACCCAGCAGUUGGUGCUCGAUCUUCCAUCUGCGACUACGAAUAUUUGUACACGACCAAGCCUUUCUUCAGGCGAGAUCUGGCUAGAUUCCUUUCUUUCAUUCUAGGUCAGAUCAACCCACACAAGGACCUUGCGAAANAGGCAAAGACAACUUUAAUCUCCACAACCUUUCCUGAUGUUCAUGCUGCUUUGCCAAAUCUCGACAUUCUCUCUGUUGGUGCCGACGCCAUAGAGCUUCGUGUUGAUCUGUUGAAAGAGACUAAUUCUGACGGUUCCUUCAAAGACGUUCCUAGCCUGCAGUAUGUUGGAGAGCAACUUAUGACCCUACGCCAACGGACAGAAUUGCCCAUCAUAUUCACCACUCGUUGCACGAAAGAGAAUGGACGUUUCCCUAUGGACGACCCUACGUUAUUCUAUCACUACCUGUAUAGAGCUGUUCAAUGGGGCUGUGAGUAUAUCGACGUGGAGCUCUGGCUUCCCGAGGAACUGAGACGUAAGCUCGCUUCCCAANAAGGAAACAGCAAAAUCAUCUCCGCCUUCCACGACUUCUCUGGUAACUUCAAAUGGACUUCGCCCGACGCGCAGCGGUUAUUCGAACAGGGGGCUGUUUACGGAGACGUUGUCAAGAUGAUCGCUCUCGUCAGCACCAUGCAAGAGAACUACGAAUUGGAGUAUUUCCGUUCCAUAAUCCAAAGUACCUACCCCUAUCCGCCAUUCUCCGGGUUGAAUAUGGGACCUAUGGGUCAGCUUUCCAGAGCUCUCAACAAGAUCUUUACGCCAAUCACGCAUCCAUUGUUGCCCUUGAUUGCAGCACCAGGGCAGCUUAGCGCUGCCGAGAUCAACUCUGCCCUUCACUCGAUGGGUCAAAUGCCAAAACUCGACAUGUACUGCUUCGGUAGCAUGCGUGCUACAGGACAAGCCAUGUUUUUCGAAAAGUGUAUCAACGAAUUAAGUUUACCACAUCAGCUUAUUUGUGUUGAACAAAGCUCCCAAGAUGGGCUGGCCGCCGUGGUCAAGAUACCACACUUUGGAGGUGCCUUCAUCAAUCCCCCUAUUGCAGCGUCAGCAUCCUGUCUUCCAUCAAUAUCAGAUGCUGCAGCUUCAAUUGGCCAGAUUGAUACCGUGGUCGCUCUUUCGAGUGGUGACAAGACAAAUCUCGUAGGCGAGAAUGCAACCUGGAAAGGAAUACGAGCAACUCUUUGCCGUGAUUUCGUCCCCUCAGCAUAUAGUGGACAAGCUGCGUUGCUGCUCGCCAGUCAAGAGUCUCAGGCAGCGGCUGCGAUAUUUGCUCUUCGCAGCCUCAACAUCGGCCCUAUCUACACCAUCGGCUUCAAGGUUCAAGGACCUCUGUCUGGAUUCGUCACCCCAUUCAGAGGACUCGAGGACGUCAAGAAGGUCGAGCAGCCUUCAGUCAUCAUCUCAGCCCUCCGAGCAGACAAAUCGCUUUUGGUCACGCCUCUACUGAAGCACUAUGGAAGCACGAAACAAGAUCAGCGAAGUGCAGCAAAGGUCUUCCUUGAUCUGAGCAAUGGACCUCGAAAGGGCGAUCCAGUUGCGCUUGCCGAAACACAGGGCUGGACCGGAUACGGCAUCGCCGAUGUCAAUGCAUGGACAACAGUCGAGACAUUGAGGCUUCUGGUCGGACAGAAUGUGCCCUACGACUUUGUGCGGCUUGCGGCUGGACGAAGUAUUUAUUGA